This is a messenger RNA of Talaromyces atroroseus, 798 nucleotides long. RefSeq lists its product as hypothetical. NCBI's taxonomy places the organism in Eukaryota, Fungi, Ascomycota, Eurotiomycetes, Eurotiales, Trichocomaceae. Bases 1 to 798 code for a protein of 265 amino acids. The record is from RefSeq and is a predicted model, not a curated record. The transcript is spliced from 3 exons.
AUGGCAUCAACAACAAAACCAGACUCCGACGUUAAGGUCACUCUUUACUGGCUAGAGCGAUCGCGAGCUCAAUCCAUCGUCUGGAUCCUCGAAGCUCUCUCCGUGCCCUACGAACUGAAAACAUUCAAAAGAACCGCCGAACAACUGGCACCCCCCGAACUCCUCGCUAUCCACCCGCUGGGGAAAUCACCAGUGAUUAGCGUGGAGCGUCCCGAGUACUCGAAGCCGCUGGUUGUGGCCGAGUCGGCCGUAAUUGUUGAGUAUCUGCUCGAUCAUUUCGGCGGCGAAGAAAAAGGGCUGGCCCCCAAGCGAUUUGCAAGCGAGGAAGAUGCCGCCAAGAACCUGGAGACAGAGACCUGGCUGAGGUAUAGAUAUUAUAUGUAUUAUAUUGAAGGGAGCUUGAUGCCGCAAUUGGUGUUUUCUUUGAUUGUUGAUGGCGUCCGCAAGGCCCCCGUCCCAUUCUUCAUCAAGCCCAUCACGCGUACAGUGGCCGACAAAAUCCAGAGCAGUUGGCUGGACAAGCAGUUUGCAGUGCAUUUCCCAUUCCUAGAAAGCCAACUCAAGACCGCCCCCGGCACAAGUGAGACAGAGAAAGGGGGACUGUGUGGGCCUCAAUUCACUGCCGCCGAUAUUCUGAUGAGUUUCCCCAUCAUGGCGGCUACGCAGAAGGGGGUGAUUACCAAGGAUAAGUUCCCUGAGAUUGUGGCUUUUGCCGAGCGUAUUGCAAAGGAUCCGGGGUAUCAGAACGCUGUGAAGAAGAUUGAGGAGAUCGAGGGGAAGCCAUAUGUUGUAGCGUGA